AUGGCGAAGAGAGACAUGUCAGGUAUAAUAUUUGAUACCUCAUACGCCAGAAAAUUACUGGCGAAUCAGCCAUCGUCGGAAUCGGAGAGCAUCCAAUCGACAAUCGACAUUUUGAAGAUGCAACCGCACAUUGAGGGCGGGUACUUUGUCGAAACUGACCGCGAACAACGAAUGGUACCCAACCCAUUCAAGGACCUGCCACCUCUCAGCAACGCCACUGAUAAGGUCGACACGUCGGAGACGAGGCACGCGAGCACCAGCAUCAACUACCUCUUGACGCCCAAGAGCCCUGUGGGUUACUUCCAUCGCAAUCGAGGCCACACAGUGCAUACCUUGCACAAGGGCCGCGCGAUUUAUGUUAUUAUGUACGUUGAUCAGCCGCGCGAUGAGAAUGGUAGAGUGCGGGUCAACUCGUUCCUCGUAGGCCAGGACCUCGUCAACGGCGAGGACUUGCAGUGGGCUGUCCCUGGGGGGAAGUUCAAGGCGACUUUCUUGUACCCUGAUGAGGAUGAGGGACAGGAGUCUAAGAACGGCAUGUUGAUUAGUGAGACUGUCAUCCCGGGCUUUGAAUACGCAGACCAUGAUUUUCUCACCGCCGAGGACUUUGUCCAGUACCUUGAUCAAGAGCAGCAGGAGCAGUUACAGUGGCUGCUUCGGCCGGACCAGCAGGCUAGGUUGGAGGAGGUGAGGAAGGGGAAAUGA
This is a messenger RNA of Exophiala aquamarina CBS 119918, 702 nucleotides long. RefSeq lists its product as uncharacterized. Lineage: Eukaryota; Fungi; Ascomycota; Eurotiomycetes; Chaetothyriales; Herpotrichiellaceae. Gene Ontology annotation, cellular component: intracellular anatomical structure. The record is from RefSeq and is a predicted model, not a curated record. The transcript has a single exon. Bases 1 to 702 code for a protein of 233 amino acids.